UGGUUGCCGGCAGCUAUGUAUGUGCAAUAUACGUCAAAAGACUUAAGAAGCAGACGUAUUCUAAAGUAUUUUAGUCGAUGCCAACUAAACAGCUGUACGCAAACACAUAGUCCCGUUAUAAUACGCUUUGUCAAAAAAGCCCUGCGUUUACCAGAAUCUUCCGUAACCACAAGAGCAACGAAAAAGAAACAUGCACUGGCUUACAUUAAAGGUGUUGGAACCGCCGCUUCAAGAUGACACCGAAUACAAUAUUAUACAGAAAUUGCUGUGCCCUCAAAAUAUAAUAGAGACUGAAUUAAUUUUACUCAUGUUUGAAAAAGAAACUACAUCUUUUUUUGAAAAACGGAAAGGGAUUUCAAAAGAUUUACUGAUCUCUGCGAACAAACCUCAAAACGGUACAAACUCUUUUGGGGUAUUGCAAUACCUUAAUAAAAUCAUAUACCGUGCCCCAUUUGAUACUAAUUGGCUUGCGGAGGCGAUUUUGGCACGCAGCAUCCAUAACAUACGCCAGAAGAAUGUUAAUUUUAGCCAUAGCGAUUUAUUAUAUUACAAAACGCUUUAUCCUAACGGCGUGACUGCCCAAGAAAAAGUAUUGGUUCAGACGCUUUUAUGCUUGACUUUUUACGCAAAGAAAGACAUGAAUGGGGCGCGGGUUAACUUACAAGAACUAUCAGAUUUAUUGACGCGUCUGCCCAAGACUAUGUGGGAUAUAAAUCCUGAGAUGCAGAAAUAUUUCGAUCAAUUGGACAAAAUUAAGAAAGAAGUAAAUCAAAACACAAAUACUGUAACUUUGAAAAUCAAACCAAAAAAUAAUAUCGAAGUGCCGUUCAAUGGUUUUAAACUGUCCAAGGAAAUUCCAUGGGCCUCAAAUGCGUGCGAUUAUGUCUCAGCGAGUACUGAACAGCGCACUGGAGUGUAUGCCCGAGUUCCGAUACCAAAAAAUGAAGCUGUCGUAUCGGAAGAUCCAGCUUUUUUCCAAUACAGCGUACCCUUCACUAAUUGUGAACUUUGCGGGAUUCAUCAGGCGUUGUUAUAUACAUGCCCUGGUUGCCGAUAUAAAACAUAUUGCUCCGAAAACUGCAUUUCAGCCGAUAAAGAAGAACACCGAAAUGAAUGCUACCUAUACAAAAUUGGCAUUAUACCUGUUCUAGAAGCAACUCAAUUAUAUCGUUUCUUUGUGCAGGCCGCAAAACUGUUGUUUAAUACAACAUUCAAAAAAAAGGGACAUCUAAGAAAAUUUAUAAAUUCGCAGUCUGCGUGGAACUUUAUUGUUAAAAAUGCAAAGACCGAUGAAAACUCUAUAAUAGUCGAGUUCUUGGUAACCAAGCCAAAUUACAAUCUACUUACGCCAGCAAAGUGGUGGGAAAUAAUCUCAACCGCUUUUCGUCUUGCGGUUUUCAUGCAUAAAAGUUCAUUUGCAAAUAUAUUUGACUUUGGAGAAAUUGGACUUGGAAAACUGGACUGCAUACAUCUUAUAGCAGCGAUCCUACUCCGUUUGAAUGGCCACAUUACCCUCAAUUCCAUUCGAACCGAAUUGCGUUAUAAUAUAUCGCAAACCCUGGAAUGUGAGACUGACUCACCUGAAGUCGUACAUAACACCAAUUCAAAGGCAGGUGUUGAACGCAUAACUACCGAUGCUUUUGAAUAUUAUAAAAUUAUUCCGCAAUUCGAAUUUGUACAAAUUUAUAAAGAGCACGAGAAACUUGUCAUGGAGGGUAAACUUUUUCCCGCUGAGCGCACUUUCAAUAUCAAUGAGAGCAAACCGAUUUACAGAUGGCAGGAUAGCCCGCUAGCCGAAUACACGCUGAAGAUAAUGCAAUUAUGUUUGAAUUCAAAUGAAAUUAAAUCGGCUAAUGAUAUAAUAAAUGUUAGUAAUACAUCUGUGGAAUCAUGCAAGGAAGUUCUAUAUCUGAACACCUCGAAGCGUUGCGAGCUGAUUGCCAAGUUUGUUAACACAUUCCAAACAUUUCUUGAUGAGUACUUUAUAAAAUUGGCCGGUCUUGAGGGCGGAUAUUUACGUCAAGAACGGACUGCGCUAUGUUCUACGCUGAAGAAGUUUAACCAUUCAUGCGCAGCUAACGUUCAAGUCCGCGCACUGACUAAUGGACAAUACAUUGCAACUACCAACCAAAAAAUAAACGUCGGUGACGAACUCACUUUGAGCCAUGAUGUAAACAUUUGGCAACAUAAUCGUAGUCAGCGUCGGUCCUAUUUUGAAAACUUGGGAACUACGUGUAGAUGCACCGCAUGCGCGCUUCCAGAAUGCCUAGAGCCAACGAACAUUCGUGCCAGUUUGUAUUGUAAUUGCUCAAAUCAACGUGAUAAAAUAACUCCAUUAAUGGGCGAGUGUCCGAAAUGCCACACAAAAUAUGCUGAACUUUUGCAGGAAAAAACGAAUUUCAUCGACCACAUUCAAGAUGAAAUACGCGAGAGAGAGUCUGGUCAUGAAACAACUGUUCGCCAAUUGGUAGUUUUGUAUGGAACUUACAACUUCUAUGUCAACGAUUUCUUUGCUGAGUUCCACGAAGCGCGUAUACGCAGUGCUCUAAAGCUAUCAAAAUUCCUAGCAUCUCAAGGAUUCUUGCAACAUGCCUCUGAUACGAUUCUAAUGAUAGACUACGAGUAUAGUUUUUUAGUAGAUGCUACACUUGCCAAUAGUUUCUUCUUCGAGAUUUUUGAAGUAAUUAAAGCCAUUCUGGAAGGUUUCAUUCGCGAUGUCCCAAACCUAAUGGAGAUAGAUGUGUCCCACCUACAUAUGCUAAUGGCAAUGGCAUCUAAAUUACUAAAAGACAAACACAUGCAUUUGGAUGCGUACUUGAACAAAGACAAACGUUUUAACAUUUUGCAAGGAUAUUUUACCGACUACCAAAAAUGGCUGAGUGCUAUCAAUUUACAUUUUUUUAUGCCAAAUAAUAUGCGUGCUUUGCUAUCAAAAUAG
This is a messenger RNA of Scaptodrosophila lebanonensis, 2938 nucleotides long. RefSeq lists its product as uncharacterized. NCBI's taxonomy places the organism in Eukaryota, Metazoa, Arthropoda, Insecta, Diptera, Drosophilidae. Bases 191 to 2938 code for a protein of 915 amino acids. The record is from RefSeq and is a predicted model, not a curated record. The transcript is spliced from 14 exons.